AUGACUACCACAGCUGCGGCCACUGUUGGACGAGGGAGUCUAAGCGGGGGCACUUCCUCCCCGGGGGGAACACCUGCUCCGCUUGGAGACCCCGUGAAUUUGGCAAGAUUAGCAGAAGUGGCAUCAAAAAGCUCUAAAGUAGGGCCCAACGUUGGGGUUGCCGGCGCUGCGACUGCCAAGAAGGCUCCACCACCGUCAGCUGCCACAGCUGCACCUGUAGUUGCGGGUGCGGCCACGAGAGCAGCGUCAGGUGUUGGGCCGCCUCCAGGGGCUCCAACCACGGGAGCAGGGAUCGUUGGACCAACGACGAAGGACCUACUGACAACCAUCGAAGCGAGUGGCUCGGCUGAUGUCAUUGAAAUCCUCACAAGUGACCCCAAUGACAAGCUCAUUGGCUAUAAACAGUUGGAGGACUGGGUCGACGGAGGUUUGGAUAUGUACAGGCACGAGUUUCGGCCCCUUCUUUUUCCCAUUUUCUGUCAUUUCUAUUUAGAACUGGUGCAGCAAGGUUUCAAGGAAGCAGCGAUUAAGUUUUUCACAUCUCAUGGUCCUGGCCUCCUCUCACAUGGAAUCCCCUCAUAUACCGAUACACUUCAUGCUCUUUCGGCGCUUCUCCUUCCUACCCACAUCGCCACUUCCCCCACAGCUCAACGCUUUCGUUCGGACAAAUAUGUGAUAAAAAUGAGCCGUGCAGGCUUCGCCCUAUUCGUAGGUUGGUUAACUGAAGGAACAGGCGGCGAAGGGACAGGUGCUGGGGAAGGCAUUAUUGAAGGUGGUCGAGAGGGCAGUGGCCGCCGUGCUAGAAUGAGUGUUCUAACCGUUGUGAACGGCAGGCUCAAGUUCGACGUGGCUUCCUCCACGAGCUUAACAUCAAGUGCAUGGGAGGAGAAUACCGGUCUUGUAGCAUCCCUCAUCCCUGCUACAUCAUCAGCGUCCGCUGCUUCCAUGGCUGCGAAUGCUCUGAAUAAGAAGAUUCAGCCAAAUCCCGCUGCAGCCCUCAUGCAGAAGUAUAAUCCGUCAGUGUUUAAUGCAGCACAGGGAGAGCUUAAGCUAGGGCCUGCGCCUAUAAGCGAUUCGCUACGGGAUGAGAGGGAAAAGGCACUGAAGGACGAGCCUGCGGAUGACGGGGACCGAAUGGCGAUCGAUGGUGCCGCUGCCCCCACUGCUGUCGGUCCUGGUUCUGUUGGGCUCAACGGGCUAAUUGCCCCUACAUACUCAGAAUUACUCCCUCAGCCACCUACUUUUCGUUCGGUUGACGUUAAGCGAGAGGUUGAAAGAGUUCGGGAUGCACGGAAGAGGAUUAAGUUAGACCCUGGCCUUUACGCUGUGGAGGAUACAGAUAGCGUUAGAACUCGAAGUAGGGUACCUAAUGCAGCUUUGCCAAGUGUUUGUGCAUAUACUUUUCACGAUGCGCUGGAUGGGUUGAAUUGCACCGUCUUUUCCGAGGAAUCUUCCCUUAUGGCAGCAGGAUUUGCGGAGAGCUAUGUUCGAAUAUGGAGUCUUAAAAAAGACAAGUUGAAGGGGCUUCGAAGUGACUUCAAUGUGAACAAUGUCCAUGACCGUGACUACGUCUUUGAAGAAAAUACGGAGAAAUCGGGAGGUUCCACUCGGAAACUUGUUGGACAUUCCGCACCGGUGUAUGGCCUUUCAUUUGACCCAGUGGGUGGGACAGCUGUUCCGCCCAAGUACUUGCUCUCAGCCUCCGCCGAUCAUACGACUCGUCUAUGGUCACUCGACACUAUGACAAAUGUUGUGGCAUACCGAGGCCACAGCAAUCCAGUGUGGGAUGUGCAGUGGAGUCCGAUGGGAGUGUACUUUGCUACUGCCAGUCGGGAUCGAACUGCCCGAUUGUGGAGUUCCGAGAGGAUCAAUGCAUUGCGCGUCUUUGCUGGUCACUUGAGUGAUGUAGACUGUGUUCGAUUUCACCCUAACUCCUUGUACUUGGCUACAGGAUCCAGUGAUUCGACAUGUCGAUUAUGGGAUGUACAGCGGGGAAAUUGCAUGCGGGUUUUCAUUGGUCACCAGGGUCCAAUCACUUCCAUCACCAUGAGCCCUGACGGCCGGUAUCUGGCUAGUGCUUCUAUGGAUCUCUCUAUCAAUCUCUGGGACCUAGCUUCAGGUCGGAAAAUCAAAUCCAUGACCGGCCACACAGCGCCUAUCAAUUCUCUGGCGUUCACGGCGUGUACAACGAUGCUCAUCUCCGGCUCCUCCGAUUGGACAGUGAGAUGUUGGGACGUUAAAGGCGCUGGAGGAACAAAACCGGAAGCCUCAAGCUAA
Messenger RNA from Cantharellus anzutake, 2277 nucleotides. RefSeq names its product WD40-repeat-containing domain protein. Bases 1 to 2277 code for a protein of 758 amino acids. Lineage: Eukaryota; Fungi; Basidiomycota; Agaricomycetes; Cantharellales; Hydnaceae. The record is from RefSeq and is a predicted model, not a curated record. Gene Ontology annotation, biological process: transcription initiation at RNA polymerase II promoter. Gene Ontology annotation, molecular function: RNA polymerase II general transcription initiation factor activity; protein binding. Gene Ontology annotation, cellular component: transcription factor TFIID complex. The transcript has 10 exons.